This is a messenger RNA of Guillardia theta CCMP2712, 873 nucleotides long. RefSeq lists its product as hypothetical. The record is from RefSeq and is a predicted model, not a curated record. Gene Ontology annotation, molecular function: protein methylesterase activity. Lineage: Eukaryota; Cryptophyceae; Pyrenomonadales; Geminigeraceae. Bases 1 to 873 code for a protein of 290 amino acids. Gene Ontology annotation, biological process: protein demethylation. The transcript has 10 exons.
AUGCAAGGAGGGGACGCCAUGGAGGAGGAGGAGGCGCAGGGAGACCUGAGGAGACCAGGGAGAAGAAGAGAGGAAGGGGAUCAGAACGAGAGUCCGCACGUCUUCGACUACAUGCAUGAGGUUGCGCUCGUUGUGCGAUCGUGCUUCGGGCUAGUUACAUGGAACUUCUGCAGAUCAAGACCGGAGAAGGGAGGUUUGCCGCCCAUGCUACUCGGAUCAAAGGCCCGUGCUCUUCAUGCUCCAUGGGGCUGGUCAGUCAUCAUGGAGCUGGAGCCGACUGGGCAAGGAGCUCCGUCAGAAAUGAGCUGCCCAGUAGUGCUCGUAGGCCACAGCCUAGGUGGAGCUAUUGCUGUCGAGAUCGCCCAAAAGGAACUUAUACACAAUCUGAAAGCGAUCGUAAUUAUAGAAACCUCAGAGGGAUUGGUGAAAGACAGCAUGUCGAGAGCAAGGCAGUUCUUGGACAGGAGGCCGACUCGGUUUGGCAGCGUAGACGAGGCGGUGAACUGGGCUAUUGAUUCAGAAAUCUACAAGAGUAGAGAGGCUGCAGAAUCAUCUGUCCCGAGGAUGUUGGUUGAGGAUGGUGAUGGGUGGGUUUGGAAAACCAACCUUUCGGAGAAGUUAGAAGAUGCGAGCAAAUGGAAAUGUCAUAAGUUGGUGAUUGUCUGUGCCAAGGAGAGUCUAGACUGCAACCUCAUGGAGUUUGAGCAGCAUUCAAUAAUGGAAAAGCUCACUGAGAUCAACCAGGCGGAGAUUAUUCCCGGCGGUCAUAUGAUACACGAAGAAAGACCAAAGGAUGUAGCAAAGCUUAUCAUCAACUUCCUGAGCCGAUGGAAGCUUUUAACGCCUGUGCAAGGCAAGCCGACCUCGCCUUAA